This is a messenger RNA of Helobdella robusta, 1020 nucleotides long. RefSeq lists its product as hypothetical. Bases 1 to 1020 code for a protein of 339 amino acids. The record is from RefSeq and is a predicted model, not a curated record. The transcript is spliced from 6 exons. NCBI's taxonomy places the organism in Eukaryota, Metazoa, Annelida, Clitellata, Rhynchobdellida, Glossiphoniidae.
AUGGUUUCAAAGUGUUCGAAUGGAAAAGAUGAUAGUGAUGAUGAUGACGGUCUUUCAAAGAAAUUAAAUGAAAUUGAAAUCGGCCGUUUUGAAAGUCCAGAGGAGUCACCGAAGAUAGCAAAUAUCAGCCAGGAACAAGCAAUGAUCGUUGAGGAAUUCAAUCAGUCAGAUUUGUUGCCACCUCCGCCAAAAAAGUCUAAAAAAGAUAAGUUUCCGACUAGAUUUUACUCAGAUGCUGGUUUUGCAAAUCAACUCUUAUUUAUGGGUUCUAUGUCUUCUUUGGCAUGGAGCUUUUUAUCGUCCAGCAGUUUUGUCAGUUUAAUGGUCGCCGGAAUUUAUUUAUUUAACAUAUGGUUUCGGAGUAAGACUUUAAGAUUCUAUUUGAGGCAUCGCAUUUGUAAUACCUCAAGCUUCGUUUGUCUUGAGGCCAUAUGGCGCAGCACAGUUGGGCGAACGAAAUCAGGAAGGAUAAUAGUGGCUUUUGCGUCGCUUUUGGUAGCCACUGCACUGUCGUCAGCAAACAUCAUAUCGUUCAGUUCGCGAUUGAAGAUGAACUGGGCACCGUAUCCAGAAGGCUUUCGGCAGGAAAGCAUUAACUACAAGAAAUUAAGACCAGUUCCAGAUAUUGAUUUAAAAAAUGGUAAAGAGAAUGUGCCACUGAAUCUACAGACACCGUCGUUGAAUUUCAAUGUUUUUGAUCCAUUCUCACCAGUUGAAAUUGUUAGCCAAAGCUCACUUGAUUUAUACAAGACUUCAGAAGAAGCGAAAAGAUCCAGCAACAAACUGAACAAAAAGAAUUUUGUUGAUUAUUUAAAGUUGGCUAUUGAAAAAGAAAGUAAAGUAAUAUUCCACCAUGCAAUGUCCAAUUUAUCUAUGAAAAGUAAAUGUCAAGUGUCAUAUUUGUUUUAUUGUCUGCUGGAAUUGAAGAAAAAAGGUUUUGUUAACGUGCUGCAGAAGCAACCGUAUGCAGAUAUUGUUAUCACCAAGGGACCAAAGUCCUUUAACAUGGCACAUCUUUAA